Molecule: messenger RNA, 927 nt
Organism: Limanda limanda (common dab)
Lineage: Eukaryota; Metazoa; Chordata; Actinopteri; Pleuronectiformes; Pleuronectidae
Gene: dhrs7cb
Product: dehydrogenase/reductase (SDR family) member 7Cb
Exons: 6
Coding region: 1-927 (308 amino acids)
Biological process (GO): regulation of release of sequestered calcium ion into cytosol by sarcoplasmic reticulum
Cellular component (GO): sarcoplasmic reticulum membrane
Molecular function (GO): all-trans-retinol dehydrogenase (NAD+) activity
Source: RefSeq, a predicted model, not a curated record
AUGGCCCUGCCCUUUGUGAUGGUGUUGCCCUUGCUGAUCAUCGUGGCAGCAGGGGUGUACUACAUCUACAAUGAGGUCACGCACUACAUGUCCAAGUCCUUGGUGCGAAAUAAAGUGGUGGUGAUCACGGAUGCUGUGUCCGGGGUGGGGACUGAGUGUGCCCACCUCUUCCAUAAAGCCGGCGCCAGACUUAUCCUGUGUGGAACUACCUGGGAUAAACUGGAGUCUCUGUUUGAUUCUCUAACGAGUGACGCUGACCCCAGAGAGACGUUUGCCCCCAAACUGGUGAUCUUGGACUUUAGUGACAUGGACAGCAUUGAGGAUGUGUUGGCCGAGGUGUUGGAGUGUUACGGCUGUCUGGACGUGCUGGUCUGUAACAGCAGCGUGAAGCUGAAGGCCCCCGUACAGAGCACCUCCCUGGAAAUGGACAGAAACAUCAUGGACAUCAACUAUUUUGGCCCCAGCACCCUGGCCAAAGGUGUUCUUCCAACAAUGAUCUCCAGACGAUCGGGGCACAUUUUGCUGGUGAAUAGCAUCCAAGGCAGACUGGCCAUCCCAUUCAGAAGUUCAUAUGCCGCAUCCAAGCAUGCUGCGCAGGCCUUCUUUGACUGCCUGCGGGCAGAAGUGGAGGAGUAUGGCAUAAUUGUCAGCACCAUAAGUCAUACCUUCAUCAACGCCUCCGAGCCUGUGGGGGAACCCGCCCCCAAGCAAAACGCCCUGGCUGCAUUUAUUGCUAGACAGAUGACCCAUGGUUUGCGCCCGUCAGUCCUGGCCAAUGAGGUUAUGCAAACGGUAAACAGAAAGAGGAAGGAGGUUGUGCUGGCCCACCCCAUCCCCAGGGUGGCCCUCUACCUCCGCUCCCUUUUUCCCCCUUUCCUCUUUGCUGUGCUGGCGUCUGGAGUGAAGGACUCAGUGUUGGAUGGGUAG